This is a messenger RNA of Xenopus laevis (African clawed frog), 1246 nucleotides long. It is a transcript of the gene nodal5.S, whose product is annotated as nodal homolog 2-A. The record is from RefSeq and is a predicted model, not a curated record. The transcript has 3 exons. Lineage: Eukaryota; Metazoa; Chordata; Amphibia; Anura; Pipidae. The coding region runs from base 1 to 1161 and encodes 386 amino acids.
AUGGCCCAACUGAAAUUCAAAACAUGCCAUGUGUUUUAUUACAUAGAGCCCAUGAUUGUGGACUUUGAGAAAGUUGGAAAAUUGAAAAGAAAGAAAUUCAAUGCAUAUCGAUGUGAAGGAUCCUGCCCAAUUCCUCUUGAUGAGAACUUCAAGCCAACAAACAUGCCUACAUUAAGGUGGGACGCCGAUUCCACCAUUGCUGUGCACCAGGGAUUAUCUUCAAUUCAAGGCCAGGGUGUGCGAGUGCAACUCGCUAAUUUUAAAAUUCAUGUCAAACAUCUAACAUUUGUUUUCUAUUGUUUGCCAGGAUGCACCAAAGUGGAUAACCACUGGACAUUAUCUUUCGAAAUGUGUUCAGUCUCCAUUUGCAGUGAGUUAAGGCUGCCUGAGCUGAGAAUUCACCUGCCUUCUUUCCAGAGGUUCCAGACUGUGACACUAGAUAUCUACCACACCAAGGGAAAUCUGGAGAGGAUCUUUCUAGGGUCAGUUACCAUAGACUUCCAUGUUACUCCAGGCUUCCCAUGGAAAGUAUUUAAUGUGACACAGAUGCUUCAUCACUACUUCUACCAGAAAGGAUAUGGUUAUGAAUACACAGAGUCAACUUCACAAGAACAGGUUAGCUGCAAUAGUCUCUUAGCUGAAAGAAUCAUCUUGGUGGUAUUUUCUACAGAUAAACCCAGAAAACUCACUGGUGACUCCAGUCUUAUUGAAACAGUGGAGUCCUCAAAGUAUGUGGUAACAGAAGCAGACAGCAGAGAAACAGGCAAGAGGAGGCACAGACGGAAUCGUUAUACCCUGAACAGCAUCAUAAGAAGCAGCUUUCAGUCUCAGCCUGUGGGAGAUGGUAAAACCCUGUGCAGGAGAGUAGACAUGAUUGUGGACUUUGAGAAAAUUGGUUGGGGUGACCUUAUUAUAUACCCCAAGAAAUUCAAUGCUUAUCGAUGUGAUGGUUCCUGCCCAAUUCCACUCAACAAGGUCUUCAAGCCAACAAACCAUGCCUAUAUUAAGAGUUUGGUGAACCUCUUUGAUCCUGAAAGAGUAGAAUGUCCAUCAUGUGUACCACUGAAGAUGAGGCCCCUGUCACUGCUCAUGUAUGAAGGGGAUGAAAUUGUUCUAAAACACCAUGAAGACAUGAUUGUAGAGGAAUGUGGAUGUUAUUAAAGAAAAGCAAACAGUUGGGAAGGAAGAGACUUCUACAAAAAUGCAAAACCUCACACAGUAUGAGUGUAAGGGAACCUUACCCUGG